Brachypodium distachyon (stiff brome) is the source of this 1110-nucleotide messenger RNA. RefSeq names its product epoxide hydrolase A. Lineage: Eukaryota; Viridiplantae; Streptophyta; Magnoliopsida; Poales; Poaceae. The record is from RefSeq and is a predicted model, not a curated record. The coding region runs from base 141 to 956 and encodes 271 amino acids. The transcript is spliced from 3 exons. Gene Ontology annotation, molecular function: hydrolase activity.
CAGGCGCAGGCGAGGUGCGUCACUGGACGGCGGCCGUGAACGGCAUCUCUCUCCACGUGGCGGAGCAAGGCCCCGCCACGGGCCCCGCCGUGCUCCUCCUCCACGGCUUCCCGGAGCUCUGGCUGUCGUGGCGGCACCAGAUGUCCGCCCUGGCGGCGCGGGGCUACCGCGCGCUGGCCCCGGACCUCCGCGGCUACGGCGACUCCGAAGUCCCCGCCGGCGGCGCCGCCGAUUACACGAUGCUCCACGUGGUCGGCGACGUGGUGGCGUUGCUCGACCACCUCGGUCUCCCCGACGCGCUGGUGGCGGGCCACGACUUGGGCGCGCAGGUGCUCUGGCACCUCUGCCUCUUCCGCCCCGACCGGGUCCGCGCCGCCGUCGCCCUCGGCGUGCCUUACUUCCCCCGCUCGCCGGUCCCCAUGGCCGACUUCCUCGCCGCCCGCGGCGAUGGCUUCUACAUCUCGCAGUUCCAGGAGCCCGGAAGAGCCGAGAAGGCAUUCGCGAAGCACGACGUCGCGACUGUCCUAAAGAAGUUCUACUCCCUCGAGCUAGACGACCUCUCUGCCCCUCCUGGAGUGGAGGUCAUAGACUUCUUCCAGGCAUCGCCGUCGCCGCUUCCUUGGAUGACCGAGGAAGAACUGGGCCAAUACGCCGACAAGUUCCAGAAGACCGGCUUCACGGGGCCCCUCAACUACUACCGCGCCAUGGACUUGACUUGGCAGCUUACUGCACCCUGGCAUGGUGCCAAGAUCACGGUGCCCGCGAAGUUCAUCGCGGGUGACAAGGACACAGGUGUCCAGUCCUUAGGAGUUGGGCGCUACAUUGACAGCGGGGCUUUCAAGUCCAAUGUUCCGAAUCUUGAGGUUGCCAUCAUCGAAGGCCACCAUUUCAUCCAGCAAGAGCAGGCCGAGAGGGUGACCUCUGAAAUACUGUCCUUCCUGGACAAGUUUAUAUAAUCUGGACUGACAAAAAAGAGAGAGGAUGUUGUGAGGUUGUUUUAGAUUCUGUGAGGUUUUACAUUUCCUGUACUGAAAUCUAUUUACUCGAAUAAAAGAACAUGUAAAAUACUACAGAUGAGUGUGCAAUAAAACGGGGUUUCCGAUAAACAAA